AUGCGCACUUCUCCCACAGAAUUACACAGUAUGAUUGCUUCCUGGCCAUGUUCAAUUUGGGGUAUUGAUGUAAUUGGAACCAUUGACCCUCCUGCUUCAAAUGGGCAUCGUUUUAUCCUGGUGGCGAUUGAAUACUUUACAAAGUGGGUCGAAACUGAGUCUUACAAGCAGGUGACUAAGAAGGUGAUGACAGAUUUUCUAAAAAAACACAUCAUUUGUUGUUUUGGCGUGCCAGAGACAUUAAUCACUGACAAUGCAAAGAAUCUCAAUAAUGACAUGGUGGAUGGAUUGUGCGAGCAGUUCAAAAUCAAGCAUCAGAAUUCUACUAUUUAUAGACCGCAGAUGAAUGGAGAUGUGGAGGCCGCGAAUAAGAAUUUGAAAAAGAUAAUCCGUAAAAUGACUGAAAGGCAUCGUGAUUGGCACAAGUAG
Molecule: messenger RNA, 429 nt
Organism: Coffea arabica (coffee)
Lineage: Eukaryota; Viridiplantae; Streptophyta; Magnoliopsida; Gentianales; Rubiaceae
Source: RefSeq, a predicted model, not a curated record